GGUCCAAUCGGCCUUCCGUACACCCGUUCACUGUCAGGCGUGCUCGUCGUUGAGCUUUAUUUUGAAAGUUAUUCCCGUAGCUGCGGCAACAUGGCGAACACCGGCGGAGUGUUAAUGGAUGCUGAAUACAGUUCGAAAACUCAGAUGAGAAGCGACGCAGAGAUAGACAAGAGGCUGGGAGGGACGUUGAUUGCAGUCGGUCUUGGGGUGGCUGCUGCAGGUUUUGCAGGCCGCUAUGCGUUCCAGUUGUGGAAGCCUCUCGGGCAAGUCUUCUCUGAAACUGUCAAGAAGAUGCCCUCAUCAGCUUUCUCAUCGUAUUACAAAGGAGGCUUUGAGCAGAAGAUGUCCAAACGAGAGGCCAGCCUUAUUCUUGGCAUCAGCCCAGUCAGCACUAAGGCCAAGGUACGUGAGGCCCAUCGGAGGAUAAUGGUCCUGAACCAUCCAGAUAAAGGUGGGUCACCGUAUCUCGCUGCUAAGAUCAAUGAGGCCAAAGACUUUUUGGACAAGGAGACCCGGCGAUGACCUGCACUAUUAACCAACACUUUAAAGACUCCCAUCUUCCUGUGCAUGAUCUCAGCUCCGUUGUACUGCACCUGAACCUCCGUUCAGGCUCUUCUCUAGUCAUUAGAGGAGCAGAACAGCUACCAGUAGAGUCUCUAGUGGUGGCAGGGAACAGUACUGCUGCUGGACUCAUCAUGUUCUGUGUAUGAGUGUUUACUGUCAGGACAGAAAGUAUGACAUGAUAAUGUAAUCUAUUUAAAGAACGGUAGAAUAAUGCAUUCAAAUAUUUCCAUGUUUAAAUAGUCACUGUGCAAGUGGUGAAACAUUUUUUUAAAUAAAUUAAAUGUGAAAACA
Thunnus maccoyii (southern bluefin tuna) is the source of this 855-nucleotide messenger RNA. RefSeq names its product DnaJ (Hsp40) homolog, subfamily C, member 15 (gene dnajc15). The transcript is spliced from 6 exons. Gene Ontology annotation, molecular function: ATPase activator activity. Gene Ontology annotation, cellular component: PAM complex, Tim23 associated import motor. Lineage: Eukaryota; Metazoa; Chordata; Actinopteri; Scombriformes; Scombridae. Gene Ontology annotation, biological process: protein import into mitochondrial matrix. The coding region runs from base 91 to 522 and encodes 143 amino acids. The record is from RefSeq and is a predicted model, not a curated record.